UUAACUUCCAGUCACGAGGCAGCCUUCGUUGAAACGGCAGUGUCGGCGACUUGCGCGUGCGCUCUUUCGAAAUCACAAUUUCUAAUACGUUACAAGUGUCGUGACUUUGUGUAAUAUCAAUACCAUUUGUAAAUAUAACUCCGCGUCAGUUUUGUGUGAGAACAUGUGAAUAAGCGUGUGUUUGAAUAUUUUAAGUGGAUUACCAUUUAUUUUUUACGUAUCAUAAUGCGGCGGACGAUGCUAUGAUCCAAGUGUUGGUGGCGCUGCUAGUGACAGCCGCCCACGCACAGCUACCACCAGCGGACGCGCCGCCCAUCGUCAACGACACACGAUGCGGCGUGGAGUGCGUGCGGUGCGGUGCUGACGGGUGUAUCAAGUGUGCUCGUCUACUCGUAUGGCCCAGCGGCUCAUGUGUGCUCGACUGCCCCUCAGGCACACGAGAGUCCUGGGCGCACGAUGACCACCUCAUGGGCCGCGUGUGCUAUCCCACUCACACCUAUAAUGAAGUGUUGGUUGGUGGUGCCUGCGGGGUUGUAGUGUGCCUUAUAUUGGUUGCUGCAAUAGCUGGAUACACACGAUGCAAAAACAACGCAAGAUCACAGGCGCAACCUUUACCUCAGCCGACUCAGGACGACGACGCCCAACUGAGAGAAUUCCACAAACAACUUGAUUGUUUACGACCCCAUGCAUACACUUUGUUGGCAAUAUUAAAUCACACGAGACAUCAAGUGCGAGAGCUCUAUCAGCUUGGGAAUAAUGAUGCCGCCAUGGCUUAUAGUUGCGUGCUGAGUGAUUUAGCAAAGCUGCUAAUACUACUGAAUAAACAACAAGUACCAGUGGUACCGAAGGAAUGGCCACGACUCGCUGCUUGGGCUGACAGAAUCCUAAAACGAUACAGUCGUAUGAACGUUGGACAGCAACAGGAACGGUUAGUGAAUGUCCACCCGUCAUCGCCAAACCACGAAUCGGACUCCGACACGACGCAGUCGUUCACAACAUUCAAACCACCGUCAUAUUCCCCAACGUCAUACGGAAGCCACAUUUUAGAUAAGGAUUUAGAAACCCAGAUGGAAUGGAGCGACACUGGCAGGCCACCGAGCUAUUCCCAGAUAGAAAGAGACAGCGAAGCUAUCGUCCUCUCAGAUCCAUGGGAGAGGCGCCCGAUAGUACGGCGAGAGAGCGUAUGGCUAGAAGACGAACUGUUUGAAAUGACACGACGUCCCCAAGACGAACUUACCACAGAGCUAUGACCAUAGACAAUUGAUUCUAUAAUCUCAUAAGUACAAAUCUCAUUAGGUGUAUCAUAUCUAGAUAUGUAAGAUUAUAUAAAAGUAUUAAUAAUGUCAGUGGUGCUCAUUUAAAUCAUGAGAGCUGAUUUUGUUAUACAGUAAGUAGUAAUUAUUAGCUAAGUUGAAAUAUAUACCACCUAAUAUAUAAAAUAUUGUUAAGUAGCAGUCUAACGAGGGUUAAAAACUGUUUUUAUUUUGUUUUUGUUAUUCAGUACGUUAUACUUGGAAAGUUUUAAAAAAAUGCGACGCCUCUUGUAAUAAUUUUUUUAUAUUUCUAGAAUUGUGUAAUAAAAAUGUAUUGUUCUCCGAGACAAAACAGAACAGAAGUAACAUAAAAUGGAAAUUUCUUUUAAUCAUUAAAAAAUAAACAUAAAAAACCAAAGUAGGUAAAUUAUAAGUCUAGUCUUAUCAAAAUUUAAAUAAUUAUGUCACGAACUUUUAAUAUUGUUCACGAAUAAUUGGAUUCAAACUAUUAUUUUAUUACAGCAAAAAGAUAUAAAGAUGUUGACCGACAUGUGUAAUGUAUAUUUUAGAUUUAUUGACGAAGAUUAAUAUCCAAGGAUGUAUUAUGACUGUUGUUUUAUAAAAGUUGCUAAAUAAAAAUGAGUGAUUGCUUUCA
Messenger RNA from Danaus plexippus (monarch butterfly), 1908 nucleotides. RefSeq lists its product as uncharacterized. NCBI's taxonomy places the organism in Eukaryota, Metazoa, Arthropoda, Insecta, Lepidoptera, Nymphalidae. Bases 243 to 1250 code for a protein of 335 amino acids. The record is from RefSeq and is a predicted model, not a curated record. The transcript is spliced from 7 exons.